Messenger RNA from Ylistrum balloti, 850 nucleotides. RefSeq names its product SREBP regulating gene protein-like. Gene Ontology annotation, biological process: positive regulation of SREBP signaling pathway. NCBI's taxonomy places the organism in Eukaryota, Metazoa, Mollusca, Bivalvia, Pectinida, Pectinidae. The transcript is spliced from 5 exons. Bases 1 to 621 code for a protein of 206 amino acids. The record is from RefSeq and is a predicted model, not a curated record.
AUGCCAAUGUUGAAAAUUCGGAAAUUCCGAAGACGUUGGGUGCUGACGGUGUUUCUGAUUGGUUCCUUGAUAUUUUUACUAUCGAAAACUCUUUCAAAUAAGCAAGACCUAGUUAAUGAGCAGUACGAAAUAAAGCGGACAUUUCUACGACAACCUUUUGAGUGGCAACCAAAGAUCCCAGAUCUGCCAGAGGCCAACUCAAGUAGACAGUGGAUAUGUAGGAAUUCUGUUCAGGGGAAACAACUUAUAGUGGAUGAACGGGGCUAUGUAUGUGAGCGAGAACAUGUAGUAGGUGGGGGAUGCUGUGACAGCAAACAUGCCCGCACAUCAAAGCACAGCUGUGAUACCUGUGAGAAGAAUGGAUGUUGUGAAAGAUAUGAAUACUGUGUGUCUUGCUGCCUACGUCCAGAAAAGAAACCUUUAAUGCAAAAAAUUCUGAAAGAAGGAAGGGAAGCCCUGGACAAGUUAUUUGCAUCCGUAGAUAAUCUGUUUGAACUUUGUCUCUCUAAGUGUAGAACUUCAUCACUGAGUGUGCAGCAUGAGAACUCCUACAGAAACUCUGACACUAAGCAUUGUUAUGGGGAAAAUCCUCCUGACCUUCAAGCUUCAGUACCAGUGUGAGAGAUAGUUGUGAUAGGAACAUAUCUGUACAGUAUUUAUUUUUAUACUAUGGUGUAUCACAAUAUGUAAAUAACAAGGUCAUGACCAGACUGUAAAUAUCAUUGUAAACAAAUAUUGUAUAUAAAACUAUAAAAUAGUGGUCACUUUUAAUGUGAAAUAUUGUAACCAUGAUUAUUUUUGUCCAUUAAUAAUUUUACAGAAGUGGUAAUUUUAUUUGCAGAAAAUAGAA